CAUUAUGAUUUGGAUUCCUAUAGCAGAUUUGAUUGAAAUACAUGGUUGUGACUAUUUUGACACUGUUGAUCUAACAGGCAGCAAGAGAUUUUCCAACGGCUCAUAUCUAUAUGAGAGGGUGCUCAUUCCUCCAUACCUAACCGGCGAAUAUGACUAUGAAAUAAUAUUUGAUGACCACCGCAUUAAUGUUCCGCAACACGUCCGAGGAUGUGUGUGUCAGAUGAAAGCCUGCAUCCGAUUUUGCUGCCAUCCUCAGCAUCUGCUUGUUUUCAAUAAGCGGGAAUGUACAAGCGUGCAGCCAGAGACAAUUUCAUAUAGUCCCGCAGCAUGGGCUCCCAAUACCUUGUGCCAUCCAUUAUGCACUCCACCCGGAACAGGAUGUCGCAGAAAUUGGAGCUUGUUCGAGAAUGGAACACUACUACGCCACUAUGAUAGAAAUUAUAUGUCCAAGAUGGACUAUUGCUUGCAGCCGGAAAAAUUCGAUGGCCAUUAUAAGCUUACCGUUCACAAUUGCGGUAUAGCUGUGGCCGAGAAAUGGGACAAAAUUAUGUGCAGAUAUGUUAUGAUAUGCUCCAUAAUAUGCAUUAUUUUAACAAUUUUUGUAUACGUGCUCCUACCCAAGCUUCAAAAACUUCAUGGUAAGUGUUUUAUCUGCUAUCUGUUAAGCCUAGGAGUCGGAUGUACUGCGCUAAUAAUCGACCAGGUGGGAGAUUCGGAAUAUUGUCUUACAACUGGUUAUGUUGGCUAUUUUGCAAUUAUGGCUGCUUUCCUCUGGUUAGCUAUAAUAAGCUUUGAUCUGUGGAACACAUUUCGGGGAACAAUACGACAUAUGACAAAAGCACUCUUCCUUUCCUACAAUAUCAUCGCCUGGAGUACUGCAUUAGUACUGUUGGCAAUUGUGUAUGCAAUGGACUUUAUAGCUACUGAGGACACGCCUCUUCUCUGGAUACCAGGAGUUGGAUACUAUUCGUGCUGGAUUAAAACUGAAGAUUGGUCGGCGAUGAUAUAUUUCUAUGGUCCCAUGAUGCUGCUCAUAAUUUUCAACGUGUCCAUGUUUAUACCGACAGCGGUACGCAUAUAUAAAACCCAGAAGGAAUUUCAAAAUAUAGUCGGCCAAGCGCGACAUCGAAAAAUGGUGAAUGAGUGGCAAACGUUCAGUCUUUUUCUGCGAUUGUUCGUAAUCAUGGGCGUGACCUGGAUUUUUGAAAUAUGUUCAUAUCUAUCGAGUAACCACAGCACACUCCGGAAAUUUUUCAUUGUUGCAGAUCUGCUAAAUUCAGCACAUGGCAUUCUAAUAUUCGGCUUAUUCGUCUUAAAGCCUAGUGUUUGGAAACUUUUAUUGAAUCGAUGCUCGCGACCCUCGUUGCCAUACUAUUGGGAGCUUCGUAAAUUACAAUCGGACACGUCUUAAGAUGAUCAAUGAACUCCAUAAUACCGCCCGCCAAAAUAUACAUAUAUUACUCGCACAAGCAAAC
Molecule: messenger RNA, 1475 nt
Organism: Scaptodrosophila lebanonensis
Lineage: Eukaryota; Metazoa; Arthropoda; Insecta; Diptera; Drosophilidae
Product: G-protein coupled receptor Mth-like
Biological process (GO): cell surface receptor signaling pathway
Cellular component (GO): membrane
Molecular function (GO): G protein-coupled receptor activity
Source: RefSeq, a predicted model, not a curated record